Micromonas commoda is the source of this 813-nucleotide messenger RNA. RefSeq lists its product with no specific name. The transcript has a single exon. The record is from RefSeq and is a predicted model, not a curated record. Bases 94 to 750 code for a protein of 218 amino acids. Lineage: Eukaryota; Viridiplantae; Chlorophyta; Mamiellophyceae; Mamiellales; Mamiellaceae.
CCCCGGCUGCUCGCGGUGCGACGGCUCAGACGGCUCAGACGCGCCGCGAGGGCCGACGGCGCCGUUCAAACCGAAUCGGACCUCGCGCGAGAGAUGGACCUACGCGUCCGCCUCGGGGAGCUCGAGUCGCGGCUCGAGGCGACCAGACGAAUGCGGGGGGUGGACCUUCGCGAGAACGACGGCGCGCGGGACGAGUCGUGGCUCGAGGACGCGCGAAAUCGCUCGGAGCCCGCGGGAAAGGAGCGCAAAGGAGUCGACGAUUUUAACGACGACGACAACGACGAAGCGGAGGAUGAGAGCAACCCGUGGUUCGCGCCGCCCUCGCCCGACGCGGAGGGGAGCCGGCUCGGCGCGAUGCCCGCCGCCCCAACAUCUUCGAAUGACGACGACGACACAGCUGGCGGGGGGUCCCGUCGCGUCCCAACCGACGGGAACGAAUCCGACACAGGGACACAGGUUACGUCCGCUCUCCGCGAGCUCGAGGCGCGCGAGCUCGAGGAACGCGAGGUCCUCGGUUCGAAUCCGCAGUCCGCCGAACGUCGCAGACGUCUCGAGCGCGAGGAGGCGCGCGAGUUACGCGAGCUCCUGCGCAGGCAGGAGGAACGGCGUCGUCGUCGUCGGCGGCGGUUGGAGCGAAGAGGCGAGAAGGUUGCGGAUUUUCUGCCGCUGUUCGCCGCGGCGGCGCUGUUGGGGGGCGCGGGGAGGCUCGUGCGCGGCGUCUUUUUCGGCAAGAAGCCGGGCCGUAGGUAGCACUAGGCUAGGAUGACGCGAAGAUGUCGCGGUGUUUUACACGGCGAUCGCCGAGCUACGUUC